This is a messenger RNA of Acanthochromis polyacanthus (spiny chromis), 2984 nucleotides long. RefSeq lists its product as uncharacterized. The transcript is spliced from 9 exons. The coding region runs from base 55 to 2196 and encodes 713 amino acids. The record is from RefSeq and is a predicted model, not a curated record. Gene Ontology annotation, molecular function: protein binding. Lineage: Eukaryota; Metazoa; Chordata; Actinopteri; Pomacentridae.
UUUUUCUCUUCAUUUUACAGUGUUCAGUGGUUAUCUCUUGAUGAAACAACCAGGAUGUUUGUGAAUCUGUUCUGUGCAGCAGCAGAGAGAGAACAGCAGACAGGAGAGAAGAUACUGGAGCAGUUAUCAUCAGUGUUCACAAAUGAAACAUGUCCUCACAUAUACAGCUGUGGUAAAUAUCAGACUGGUUUCCUGCUGGAUCUGUUCUCCCUUGUGAAGGACUAUGAGACUAAAACAGGUCUGAGAGUCCUUCCAUCAUUACAGUCAGUUUUCCAGUCAGCUCCUGCAGUCUGGUCCAUAAACCUCUCAGAGAGAAAGACCUCCAUCCUCCUGGAAGUGCUGAAACUCCAAUCAGAGAAGAAAGAAGUGGAGCUGACAGGCUGGUCACAUGAAGAGAGUGAAGUGAGGAGUUUCCUGCAGUGUCUGCCUUAUAUCUCACAGCUCAGCUGUGGUCCAGGCUUCUUCCAGAGUGUGUGUUCAUCCAUCUCUGUCAGAUCCAGACAGGAGGUCCAGCAGCUGGUGUCUCUGCUGCAGCUCCUGGACUUCAAGCUGCUGUUAACAGGAAAGUUAUCCAGGACGACCUGCUGCUCUGUGGGGAGAGUUCUUCAACUUUGUGGCUCUCGAGUGGAUCUCAGCCUCACAGCUAAGAAGAUGUCUGUCAGAAGAACCUCCCUGCUUUUCAGAAAACCAACACAACUCCACAGUCUGAGGCUUUCCAAUGCCAUGGUCUUGCUCCUGUUUCGGUGGGUCAGAAGAAGUAAACUGAUGUGUCCUUUGACUGUUGAAGAGCUUUGUCUCGAGGCUCAGAAAGAUCAAGCAUCAGAGAGAAAGUUGUUGAAGGUUGUCAGUAGUUUAUGUUCCCUGCUGAGAUCCUGUUCAGUCAGACAGUUGGUCCUCACUGAGUCCUGCAUCCCUGCUCAGUGUCUCAUUCCACUGCUGCUUCUCCAUGGUCCUCCAACCAUCAAACUGAGUGAAGAUCAUGUCCAGCAGCUGCUGGUCCUGGUCCAUGAAGUCCAGGACCAGGUCUUGACAUUGUCUUUGUUGAAUGUGGUUUCUGGAGACCUGACCUCCUACAGCCUGAACUGGGAGCUUCUUCACUAUCUGCUGCAGCAGUGUCCAGCUCAGACCAUCACUGUGAACCUGAGGAAGAACCGCUUCUUACAGGAGAGCGCCGCUCGUCUGCUUCCCUUUCUGGGCAGGAUUGUGAUUAAAAGGCCCACUCCCAGCUUGGUGAUGACUUCCAUCAGAGAGCUGUACAGAGCUCAUGCCAGUCACAUGGUCCCCAGUUUGCUGAGGUCACUGGAUCAUGUGAUCAACCUGAGCUGCAGAGAGCUGGACUCAGUGGACUCUGCUGCUCUGCUCUUCACCCUCAGACACAGUGACGGAGUUAAAGUGGACCUCCGGUGGACCUCCAUCCCAGCAGAGGGAACACGAUCCAUCCUCUCUGCGCUGGACAGAGUUUCUGAGCUCAGUGUGGACAGGAAUCAGCUGCUGAGGUUCAUCCACUGCUGUGCUGCCUCUGACGCCCAGCAGGAGGCAGCGUCCGGCCUGCUGAGGACUCUGCAGCACCGCUUGGAUCUGUCCUGCCAGUCCUGUGUGGAUCUACAAGAGGAGGAUCAGACUGAGCCUCUGAGUCUGACUGCUGAUGACUGCAGGGCCGCAUCCAUCGUCCUGAAACACUGCAGCCCGGACACUCAGCUCCACCUGCAGGACUGUGAGGUGGAGGACGGAGGACUGGACCUGCUGUUUUCUGUCCUGGACAGGGUCCGCCUCAGAGUCAGUAAAAGUGUCCUCCUCCAGCUGCUGUCCCUGCUUCCUGUCCACUCUGAGAGGGACACAGUGAGACGGGCCGAGUCCCUGUGUGGAGCUCUGGGUGGAGAGCUGGACCUCAGUCACAGCACACUGGACCAGAGGGUCUGUGGAGGUCUGGUCCAGAUGCUGGACUCCUGUGAAGGACUGACUGAGCUGGACCUCAGUCACUGUCAGCUCAGCGACCAGCUGCUGCUGCCCCUCAUCACACAUCUGCACAAAGUCCAGGUCCUGGAUCUGAGCCACAAUCAGAUCACAGACGCCUCCACAGAUGUUCUCCUCCAGCUGAUCUCCAUCCACUCCUCCAUCCACACUGUGCGACUCUUCAGCAACGACAUCGUGGACAGAAGACCCUUUGAGAAGCACAAGCAGUUUGAAAUGUGGUGAAGCAGUCAGGAGGUCAUGUGAUCAUCAGGGAUGAACUGUUGGAUGUUGUCAUUAAAAGCCUUUUCUCCUCAUGAAGAGAUGAAAACAUGGAGUUCAUUCUGGUCAUCAGUAGUGUGAGAUGUAGAGACUUUAGUUGAAACAAGCUUUGAUUUUGACCACAUUAGAUUCUUUGUUUUUUUACAAUCAAUAAGACGACACUUUAUCUGGAGGUAAAGAGCAGCCAGCAGUGUUUUCUAAAACUUGUUUGACAUUAUUAGUCAGUGGAGCUCAUAUUUCUGUUUGCUACCAUGUAAUGAUGGUCUUAAAAUUAUUAUUUUAUUGUGACAAAACACAGACUGUAACUGUCAGUGUUGUGAACAGGCUGAAGUGAUCUUUUUCUCCUGCUGUGAUAACUGUAUUUAUUCUGGGAGCACAACCACCAAACAAUCAUAUAUUCAGGUCCAGCCCUAGUUGUGAUGUUAUUUUCUAUCUAUGUGCCAUUUAGAGGGAAGUGAAGUACAGUAUAUUUUGUAUGUUUUGUCAGUGGAAGUAGUUUUCACUGAUCAAACAUAAAAGCGUUCCCUUACUACAAGUAUUUGGUUCAAAAGCUUUAUGUUGUGAAAAAAAAUGAGAUUUGGAAAUUUGUGUUUCUUGUGCCUUAACUUGUCAUUUUGUAAAGAUGUUGUUUAUUUUUGCUAUUUUUUAUUUUAUUAUUUGGAUGUACCAGAGUCUGCACAUUAUCUUACAUUUUUGCCUGUCUGAUCACAUCAUUUCUAAGAAAUAAAUCGGACAUUACAGUCAAACAGUUA